CUCAUUCUCCGCUCUCGUAAUAUAUACUAUAGGCUUAAAUUUUCCGAGUUGGACUCGUCAUCAGUUUGGCGCCACAGAGAGUUAGCGUCCUCCAGGCUCCGAUCCAUGUCCGUAACGCGGCCGAGUCAACAACAACAACAACCCGGGGUUCAAAAGCGGAGAGUCGUCAUAGAAAACAGCCAUGGGGAGAAGCUUGUGGGGAUAUUACAUGAUACGGGUGGUUCAAAGGAGCUCGUUGUGUUCUGCCAUGGCAUACAUUCCUCAAAGGAACGCAUCCCAAUGGUGAACCUUGCUGCUGCGUUGGAAAUACAAGGAAUUAGUGCUUUCCGCUUUGACUUUGCUGGAAAUGGGGAAAGUGAAGGUUCAUUUCGAUUCGGUAACUAUCGCAGAGAAGCUGAUGAUUUACGUGCAGUAGUUCAACACUUUCUUGGGUGCCAUUAUGUAAUAACUGCAAUUGUUGGGCACAGUAAAGGGGGAAAUGCAGUGAUCUUGUAUGGUUCAAAGUACAGGGAUGUUCCUAUAGUUGUAAAUAUUUCUGGCCGGUUUAAUCUGGAAAGAGGUAUUGAAGGUCGCUUAGGUAAAGAUUAUCUACAAAGAAUCAAGCAAGAUGGAUUUAUUGAUGUGAAGAACAAAAGAGGCACAUUUCAGUAUCGAGUAACUCAAGAGAGUUUGUUGGAGCGGCUAACGAUUGAUAUGCGUGAAGUGUGCCAGUCAAUUGAUCAAAAUUGCAGGGUUUUGACAGUUCAUGGAUCAAUGGAUAAGAUGGUUCCUGUUGAAGAUGCUUACGAGUUCAAUAAGAGCAUACCUAAUCAUAAACUAUACAUAGUGGAAGGAGCUGAUCAUGAAUUCACUUCAUAUCAAAAUGAGUUGGCUUCAAUUGUGUUGGGUUUCAUUAAGAAAGAUUUUCACCAGGACAAGUUUAUGUUCAAGCAGUCACCACUUGGCACAAGAGCAGCAGAUAGAUCUGUUAAUUCACGAUUGUAAACUUUAACCAUCAUUAAAUGUAGAACUUCUUGGUACAAAGUCGUUGAACAAACAAAGUUUAGCCAUGGUGCGGUUGCGGAGUCACCUCUUGGCGCAAGAGCAGCAGAUAAAUCUCUUCAUUUCACGACUGUGAUCUCAAACCCAUCAUCAAACUUUUUUCCUGUGAAUGCUUGUAAUAUUACUCGACUCCUGUAGUUCUAAGGACAAUAAAUCUUGAUCAGACACAUUGACAAGGAAAAAUUAUAGGAACUCUGAUUGUGUCUUU
Messenger RNA from Rosa rugosa (rugosa rose), 1249 nucleotides. RefSeq lists its product as uncharacterized. The transcript is spliced from 7 exons. Bases 106 to 984 code for a protein of 292 amino acids. Lineage: Eukaryota; Viridiplantae; Streptophyta; Magnoliopsida; Rosales; Rosaceae. The record is from RefSeq and is a predicted model, not a curated record.